Molecule: messenger RNA, 1161 nt
Organism: Clavispora lusitaniae ATCC 42720
Lineage: Eukaryota; Fungi; Ascomycota; Pichiomycetes; Serinales; Metschnikowiaceae
Gene: RFC5
Product: replication factor C subunit 5
Biological process (GO): DNA-templated DNA replication; DNA repair
Cellular component (GO): DNA replication factor C complex; Rad17 RFC-like complex; Elg1 RFC-like complex
Molecular function (GO): DNA clamp loader activity; DNA binding; ATP hydrolysis activity
Source: RefSeq, a predicted model, not a curated record
AUGGGUGAUAAAGCUUGUACUGUAUCAAUACCAUACGCGAUGUCAAAAAACGCACGCGUUCAACUUUUCAUUUCUCCAAUGUCUCUCUGGGUCGACAAAUACAGGCCAAAAAAGCUUGAGAAUCUCUCGUAUCAUGAUUCCAUAACAAAGUCUCUUCAGUCUUUGGCCUCGUCGGGCGAUUUUCCCCAUUUGCUUGUGUAUGGACCAAGUGGAGCAGGCAAAAAGACCAGAAUCUAUACCACGCUAAAUGAGUUGUUCGGCGCCCAAGUGGAGAAAAUGAAGAUUGACGUGAAAACCUUCACAACGUCGUCAAACAGAAAACUCGAGUUCAAUGUGUUGAGUUCUCCACACCACUUAGAAAUUACCCCAUCGGAUAUGGGCAAUAACGACCGCGUGGUGAUUCAAGAUUUGUUGAAGGACGUUGCUUCGACAGAACAAGUGGAUUUUGCUAGCCAGGGCCGCCCGAAACACAGAUUCAAAAUCGUGUUGAUCAACGAGGCCGAUUCUUUGACCAGGGAUGCACAGGCAGCCUUGAGAAGAACGAUGGAAAAAUACUCGGCCAACAUCCGGCUCAUCAUGGUGUGCAACACAAUUGCCAACAUAAUAGCACCAAUCAAGUCGCGUACUUUGCUUGUCAGAAUCCCAGCCCCUUCAAAAGGCGAGAUUGCGCUGAUUUUGCUGGGUGUGGCCGAAAAGGAAGCCGUCAAAUUUAAUCCUCCAAACGACGACCAGGCAAGACAAGUGUACCUUGAAACCGUGGCCGAGGCCAGUGACCGGAACUUGCGCCGGGCUCUCUUGAGUUUUGAAACACUCUGCAUGCAAAAUGAAACCAUCCAAUUGAAAAACUUGGAGGCUGCUGCCAUCACUUUGGAUUGGGAGUUGAUUAUCCAGAACAUCACCAAGUCCAUUCUUUCUGAGCCGAAAGUGGCGACGUUGGCUAAAUUACGUUUGACAUUCUACGAGCUCUUGUCUCAUUGCAUUCCUGCCCGGCUCAUUUUGAAAAUGACCGCUUUACAAUUGAUGGAAAGACUCGAUCCGGCAAAGGGAACCAAGGUACUAGAAAUUGCGGCUACAUUCGACGAACGAUUAAGCUUGGGACAAAAAUCCAUUUUCCAUUUGGAGGGGUUUGCGGCUAAAGCAAUGGUGGUGGUGCUGUCGUAA